Messenger RNA from Opisthorchis viverrini, 889 nucleotides. RefSeq lists its product as hypothetical. The transcript is spliced from 5 exons. Gene Ontology annotation, molecular function: L-amino acid transmembrane transporter activity. Gene Ontology annotation, cellular component: membrane. The annotation marks the transcript as partial. Gene Ontology annotation, biological process: amino acid transmembrane transport. Lineage: Eukaryota; Metazoa; Platyhelminthes; Trematoda; Opisthorchiida; Opisthorchiidae. The record is from RefSeq and is a predicted model, not a curated record.
AUAUCCCUACCUGACGGGCAUUCUGUUUACACAGGCCGUACUGAGGAACUGCAAGACCCAUUCGAAGGAUCUAACUGGGAUCCUGGCAGUAUCGCAAAAGCAUUCUACUCUGGCCUAUUCGCAUAUGCCGGUUGGAACUUUCUGAACUGUAUGAUCGAAGAGAUGAGCAACCCACGACGGGAUCUUCCAAUUGCAGUGGUCUCCUCGUGUCUCGUUGUUACCGUCCUCUACACACUGGCCAACGUGGCCUACUUGACCGUGGUCUCAAUGACUGAACUUUUAACCACUCCAGCCGUGGCAGUGUGUCUCGUUACUUUGGCCUACCUGUUGGUGACGGACAUCUACUCUCUGAUAACCUACCUCGGUUUCGUGCAGUGGACAGCCAUUGGAUUGACGGUAUUCAUCGUCAUAGUUUUUCGAUUCACUCGUCGCGACGCUCCUCGACCCGUCAAGGCCCCCUUGGUCUUCGCGAUCAUCUACGUGGCGGUCACAGCCUCUUUGGCCAUAUUUGCAUUUGUUGGCGCUCCAAAAGAAUCCAUAAUGGGUGUUCUCAUCAUGUUCAGUGCAGUUCCUGUCUACAUUCUCACCUGUAUGUGGAAAAAGAAGCCAAAAUCAUUUCAACGACUACUUCACACUAUCACCAUUGGAUCACAGAAGUUAUUCCGUCUAGUUCCCGGCAACUAGCAACUUAUUUUGAAAGUCAUCAACAGAAAGAGGGGAAACGCAGCAGACCAUUUUAGUUAUUUCCUUGAGAUUGACCGAGGCAACCAGCCUGGUCUCAGGACAAUUAUUUACAGCUCCAUAUGUCUUUUUUAUCCUUUGCUGCAUCAUGCUCAUUUACGUCUGAAGCCGUGAAUAUAUUAAUAGUAAUCGUUGUCGUUGUUGGAAG